AUAUAUAUAAAUAACACAUCCUCUUCUUUCCCUUCAAUUCUCUCUGCUUUUCCUUCAUAUCCACCACUUCCUUUUCUCUCUCUCACUUUCUUUCUUUCUUUCUUCCCCAUUUUCCAUAUAUCUUCGUCUUUCUUUUUCUUUUUCUUCUUUUUUUUUUUUUUUCCCCCCCUACUUACUACACUCACUCACUCAUGGAAUUAGCCCCUGAAGAAUUCGUGGGUUCCAACAGCAACAACAACAACGAUGAGUCCCAGUCCCACCUGAUCGUCAAAGGCAAGCGCACCAAACGCCGCCACCGAUCACCUUCUUCUCCAUCUCCUCCUACUCUACUUGCUGCCACUUCCAGCUCUUCCAGCGCCACCGCCGGAGGAGACGAAUACUUAUCCCUUUCAUCUCCAACCACCUCCUCCGGAGGAGGUGGCUGUGGUGGUGGCGGCGAGAUUUACGAAAGCACCGAAGAAGAAGAAGACAUGGCCAACUGUUUGAUUCUUCUAGCUCAAGGCGAUCAUGCUUUCAAACAGAUCGAAAAGCUAAGUCCCACCAUCACCACCACCACCACCACCACAGCCGCUAACACUUCUGUCUCCGGCGUAGGCAAAGCCGGUUUCUUCGUCUACGAGUGCAAGACAUGUAAUCGGACUUUCCCUUCGUUUCAAGCACUCGGUGGACACAGAGCAAGCCACAAGAAGCCUAGAGCCGCCAUGGUUGAAGACAAGAAAGCUUCACCACCAAUAUCAACCAAUAUUAUGGAUAUUGAAUAUGAAGACGUUCUGGUUUUCAAUAAAGUUAAUAGUACUAGUAAUAUUACCACUGCUCCACCAACAAGUCAUAAUAAUUCUAUGCCUCUCCAACAAAUUGCUAAUGUCAAGGCAUUCAUUCAGAGCAACAAGGCGGCCAAAAUCCACGAGUGUUCCGUUUGUGGAUCGGAGUUCACUUCUGGUCAAGCUCUGGGUGGUCAUAUGAGAAGGCAUAGAGCGGCUUCGAGUGCUCAGAGUUUGGAAAUCGUUACUAAUACAAGUACUAGUACUAGUACUACAAGAACCUCCAACAACUCCUCCAUGGAUGAGAUGAAACAGAGGAAUAUUUUGGCUUUGGAUCUUAACCUUCCGGCGCCGGAAGACGAUCACCACCGGGAGUCUAAUAAGUUCCAGUUUGUACCCACCCAACAAGCUCUUGUCUUCUCCUCCCCUGCCUUGGUAGAUUGUCAUUAUUAAAAA
This is a messenger RNA of Ziziphus jujuba (common jujube), 1217 nucleotides long. Its product is annotated as zinc finger protein ZAT5. NCBI's taxonomy places the organism in Eukaryota, Viridiplantae, Streptophyta, Magnoliopsida, Rosales, Rhamnaceae. The transcript has a single exon. The coding region runs from base 192 to 1214 and encodes 340 amino acids. The record is from RefSeq and is a predicted model, not a curated record.